AUGAAAUCCGUUCUUCCCAUACUUUUAGGCUCCGUCCUGCUGCUGUUGAUCAGCAGUCCGAUUGAGAGCGCUGCUGGAAACCCAUCAGUCUACAACCGCGACCAGGGCAAGAAAGCUGGCGGACCAGCGGGAAGCGAGGACGCGAACUCUCUCGACGAAAACCCCAUCCUCGGGGAUGGAAACCUAGGGCGCGAUGACACCGUCGCGAAAGCAAACAAGCGUUAUUGGGAGUGUCGAGAUAAUUUGGAGCCUAAGAAGCAUUAUGUUCUCUACUGCCUUUACGAAUCGGCGGGCGGGAGUGAGUCGAGCAUCUUUGUCAACCUCCCCUCGAUGGAUUCCCUGUGCAGACCAUAG
This is a messenger RNA of Puccinia triticina, 354 nucleotides long. RefSeq lists its product as uncharacterized. Lineage: Eukaryota; Fungi; Basidiomycota; Pucciniomycetes; Pucciniales; Pucciniaceae. The record is from RefSeq and is a predicted model, not a curated record. The transcript has a single exon. The coding region runs from base 1 to 354 and encodes 117 amino acids.